GUAGUCCCGGCUACUCAGGAGGCUGAGGCAGGAGAAUGGCUUGAACCCAGGAGGUGGAGCACUCCAGCAUGAGUGACAGAAUGAGAUUCUGUCUCAGAAGAAGAAGGAAAAAAGCUUCCAUUAUGUGGUAACUUUCUCCAUUCAUGACAGCCCAUUCUCUUCACUUUUGGAGUUUUCAGCUGCUAAAAAGCCUUCACAAAAUGUACUCCACCAUCUCUUCCUGUUUAGAAUCUGAAUCUGUCUAAUCAUCCCCCUAUGAUAACGUGGUCAAGAGUUUGAUGUUCUGUCAGAGUUCAGAGUUAAAAUUCUAGCUUUUCCACUUACUAGUUGUGUGACCUUGGGCAAGUUUUCUCAACUCCCCUCUACUGUAGUUCCUUCAUUUGUAAAAUGAAAUAACACCAGCUUCGUGUGGGUGCUUGUGAAGAUUAAUAAGCUGAUGUAGGUAAAAUACUGAGCACAGUCCCUGGCAUACACUUAAGCACUCAAUAUUGGCUCUCUUCAUAAACUAGGUACCAAUUAACUGAUGAUCGUAAUAUUGUUGCUUUCCUCUUUCUAGGCUUUAUGGCUCUAUUUUAUUUGUUACUGAGGGGUAAAAGAUAAAUGUUUACCAUCACCUAGAAUUGGGUUCUGGCCUCUAAAGGAGCCUGAGGCUUAGAUGAGUUAUUGGCUUUGGAAGCUGGCCUCCAAAUUACUACGCUAAUUUAUAUUUUUCAUUAAAAACUCAGCUUGCCUCUUCUAUAUAGCUGUCUUCCCUGGCCCUGAAACCCUAGUGUUUCGCCAUAAAAGAUUUUAAAAUUAAGGGGUCAUAAUUCUCUCCCCACAAUGUGUGGAUUAAUGGUAAGAAGGUGCACAGAACACAAUAUUCUUACGUUGAACGAAAUAAAAGCAAAGAUUUGGCUGUUUCUCAUUUUUGAAGCACAAAUCAAGAGAUACUAUGAUGAAGCAUAGUUUUUCUUUAUAUAGGUGUGUAGAACUUUAUCAAAAAAAUCACUAGUUCGGCCAUCAGUAGAUCUGGAUCCUAGGCUUUUCGCUGUCACCAAGAUGCUGUGACCUCUAACCUUGUAUACAGGUUUGCUUUGUACCUUGCGAGGUUGAGCAUUAGAGAGGUAAGUAAAGUGCCCAGCAUCAUACCUGGUGCACAGAACCCAAAACGGUAGGUAUCAUGUAGCAGUUCUGAAAAUCUAGCCCAUCAGGAUGAUGCAAAUGGGUACGUUCGGCAGUGAGAAGGGGAACCACAUCUUGACACAUCCAGUCGAAGGAAGAGCGCGGAAGUAGAGUCGCGCGGCAGCAAAGACUACGCCUCCCACCAUGCUUUGCGGCGGGGCCCGCCCGCCUUACCCAGAGUCGCCCUGCAGCGAUCGCGCGUCUUUCCACCGAGACCCCGGAUGUAGAGUCCCUCCCACCCGUUCAGUGGUCGUGGCCUCACAGUGACGCUAAGACUUGGGGCUCUCUCAUUGGCUGUAACUCUUCUACUGGAUUGGAAGCAAAAAAAGAGGCGGUGCACAAGGCGAACGGCGCUGUGACUACAGCCAAUCAGAAGCGAGGCCGGGCUUUGGCGGGAGGUGGGAACACUGUGGCCAUUCGAAUUUGGCGCGAGCGCGGCUGGAUUUUGCUGCUGCCGCCGUGUAGUUUGUUCAGGGGCUUGUGGUGGUGAGUCCCUGAGGCUGCGUGUGAGAGACGUGAGAAGGAUCCUGCACUGAGGAGGUGGGAAGGAGAGGAUUGCUCGAGGAGGCCUGGGGUUUGUGAGGCAGCGGAGUUGCGUGAAGGCUGCGGGUUCCGGCGAGGCCUGAGCUGUGCUGCCAUCAUGCCUCAAACCCGAUCCCAGGCACAGGCUACAAUCAGUUUUCCAAAAAAGAAGCUGUCUCGGGCAUUGAACAAAACUAAAAACUCAAGUGAUGCCAAACUAGAACCGACAAAUGUUCAAGCUGUAACCUGUUCUCCUGGUGUAAAAGCCCUGCCUCUCAGCCCCAGGAAACGUCUGGGUGAUGACAACCUAUGCAACACUCCCCAUUUACCUCCUUGCUCUCCACCAAAGCAAGGCAAGAAAGAGAAUGGUCCCCCUCACUCACGUACACUUAAGGGACGAAGAUUGGUAUUUGACAAUCAGCUGACAAUUAAGUCUCCUAGCAAAAGAGAACAAGCCAAAGUUGACCAAAACAAAAUACUUUCUUCAGUUAGAAAAAGUCAAGAGAUCACAACAAAUUCUGAGCAGAGAUGCCUACUGGAGAAAGAAUCUGCAUGUGUGAGACUAUUCAAGCAAGAAGGUACUUGCUACCAGCAAGCAAAGCUGGUCCUGAACACAGCUGUCCCAGAUCGGCUGCCUGCCAGGGAAAGGGAGAUGGAUGUCAUCAGGAAUUUCCUGAGGGAACACAUCUGUGGGAAAAAAGCUGGAAGCCUUUACCUUUCUGGUGCUCCUGGAACUGGAAAAACUGCCUGCUUAAGCCGGAUUCUGCAAGACCUCAAGAAGGAACUGAAAGGCUUUACAACUAUCAUGCUGAAUUGCAUGUCCUUGAGGAAUGCCCAGGCUGUAUUCCCAGCUAUUGCUCAGGAGAUUUGUCAGGAAGAGGUAUCCAAGCCAGCUGGGAAGGACAUGAUGAGGAAAUUGGAAAAACAUAUGACUGCAGAGAAGGGCCCCAUGAUUGUGUUGGUAUUGGAUGAGAUGGAUCAACUGGACAGCAAAGGCCAGGAUGUAUUGUACACACUAUUUGAAUGGCCAUGGCUGAGCAAUUCUCGCUUGGUGCUGAUUGGUAUUGCUAAUACCCUGGAUCUCACAGAUAGAAUUCUGCCUAGGCUUCAAGCUAGAGAAAAAUGUAAGCCACAGCUGUUGAACUUCCCACCUUAUACCAGAAAUCAGAUAGUCGCUAUUUUGCAAGAUCGACUUACUCAGGUAUCUAGAGAUCAGGUUCUGGACAAUGCUGCAAUUCAAUUCUGUGCCCGCAAAGUCUCUGCUGUUUCAGGAGAUGUUCGCAAAGCACUAGAUGUUUGCAGGAGAGCUAUUGAAAUUGUAGAGUCAGAUGUCAAAAGCCAGACUGUUCUCAAACCACUGUCUGAAUGUAAAUCACCUUCUGAGCCUCUGAUUCCCAAGAGGGUUGGUCUUAUUCACAUAUCCCAAGUCAUGUCAGAAGUUGAUGGUAAUAGGAUGACCUUGAGCCAAGGAGCACAAGAUUCCUUCCCUCUUCAGCAGAAGAUCUUGGUCUGCUCUUUGAUGCUCUUGAUCAGGAAGUUGAAAAUCAAAGAGGUCACUCUGGGGAAGUUAUAUGAAGCCUACAGUAAAGUCUGUCGUAAACAGCAGGUGGCGGCUGUGGACCAGUCAGAGUGUUUGUCACUUUCAGGGCUCUUGGAAGCCAGGGGCAUUUUAGGAUUAAAGAGAAACAAGGAAACCCGUUUGACAAAGGUAUUUUUCAAGAUUGAAGAGAAGGAAAUAGAGCAUGCUCUGAAAGAUAAAGCUCUAAUUGGAAAUAUCUUAGCUACUGGAUUGCCUUAAAUUCAUCUCUUACACCCCACCUGAAAGUAUUCAGCUGGCAUUUAGAGAGCUACAGUCUUCAUUUUAGUGCUUUACACAUUCGGGCCUGAAAACAAAUAUGACCUUUUUUACUUGAAGCCAGUGAAUUUUAAUCUAUAGAUUCUUUAAUAUUAGCACAGAAUAAUAUCUUUGGGUCUUAACUAUUUUUACCUAUAAAAGUGACCAGGUAGACCCUUUUUAAUUACAUUCACUACUUCUACCACUUGUGUAUAUCUAGUCAAUGUGCUUGCAAGUGUACAGAUCUGUGUAGUGGAAUGUGUGUAUAUUUACCUCUUUGCUUAAACAUGAGUGGGUAUUUUUUUGUUUGUUUCUUGUUUUUUGUUUUUGAGGCCGCAUCUCACCCUGUUGCCCAGGCUAGAGUGCAUUGGCGUGUUCUCUGCUCACUGCAGCAUCCGCUUCCUGGGUUGAAGCGAUUCUCUUGCCUCAGCCUCCUGAAUAGCUGGGAUUACAGGCGCCCACCACUGUGCCCAGCUAAUUUUUGUAUUUUUAGUAGAGACAGGGUUUUACCAUGUUGGCCAGGCUGGUCUUGAACUCCUGACCCUCAAGUGAUCCACCCACCUCAGCCUCCCAAAGUGCUGGGAUUACAGGCGUGAGCCACCACGCCCAGCCAUGAGUGUAUUUUGUUAAGAACUUUGAGGUUAGGGUAAGAAGAAUGAAAAUGAUCCAGAAAAAUGCAAGCAAGUCCACAUGGAGAUUUGUAGGACACUGGUUAAAGAAUUUCUUUCUUUUUGGAGUAUGCUAUGUUCAUGGUGCAGAUACUAUGACAUUAUGGCAUUUUAAAGACUCACUGAGUUUCUUGGGCACUCCCAAGGGCGUUGGGGUCAUAAGGAGACUGUAACUCUACAGAUUGUGAAUAUAUUUAUUUUCAAGUUGCAUUCUUUGUCUUUUUAAGCAAUCAGAUUUCAAGAGAGCUCAAGCUUUCAGAA
This is a messenger RNA of Piliocolobus tephrosceles (Ugandan red Colobus), 4449 nucleotides long. It is a transcript of the gene CDC6, whose product is annotated as cell division cycle 6. Gene Ontology annotation, molecular function: DNA replication origin binding; ATP hydrolysis activity. Gene Ontology annotation, biological process: cell division; DNA replication initiation; mitotic DNA replication checkpoint signaling. The coding region runs from base 1805 to 3484 and encodes 559 amino acids. The transcript has 12 exons. Gene Ontology annotation, cellular component: nucleus. The record is from RefSeq and is a predicted model, not a curated record. NCBI's taxonomy places the organism in Eukaryota, Metazoa, Chordata, Mammalia, Primates, Cercopithecidae.